GACCAGAGUCUGUGUCUCUAUAAGAAGCAGCUCGUCCUGUCUCCUCCCGUCUCCCCUGCAGCUCAGACUCAACCCACACAAUGUCUCUGUGCCCCCCUGCCCUGCUGCUGUUGGCCCUGGCCUGUCUGGCCCGGUUCGGCUCGCCUCAGCCUGUGGACAACUUGGCUGAGCUGAAGAAUGUCCGGGCCGCCCUCGACGAGCUGAAGGCCGAGAGACGAGUGAUGAGCGAGCGUCUGGAGGCGGCUGAGAGGGAACUGAAGAGAGUCCAAGAAACACCUAAAGUUGCAUUCGCUGCCUCGCUGGGAGGAAACGGCCUCGUGAAGACAACCAACGGCAACAAAGACCUCAUCUACAGGGACGUCCUGACCAACGUGGGCGGGGCUUACAACGCUGAGACAGGUGUGUUCACCGCACCUGUUCGUGGAGUCUACUACAUUCGCUUCACAGCCAACGCUCCCACCAACUACCCCAUGAGCGCUGUGCUCUACAAAAACAACAACGCUAUCCAGCUCAUCGCCCACGAGCAGCCGUCCGGCGAGGGCAGUGACACGGCGUCCAAUGGCGCCGCCCUGCUGCUGGAGCAGGGCGACAAGCUGAAGAUGGUGCUGUGGCACGAGACUCAGAUCUGGGACAACAGCAACCACCACAGCAUCUUCAGCGGCUUCCUACUCUUCCCCAUGGUGGACGAAGCCCCGACAGAGACGGACACUGAAGCUGAACUGAAAUCUCUUCAGGCUUCACUGAAGCAGCUUCAGACUGAAGACCUGGGAAUCAAAGAGAGACUGGAGUCCACAGAGAGGGAGCUGAAGGCCAUGAGAGACGUACCAAAGGUGGCGUUCGCAGUUUCCCUCGGAGGUAACGGUCUCCAGAAGACGACGUCAGGAAGCAAAACGCUCAUCUACAAAACCGUCAUGACCAACAUUGGACAGACGUACAACUCUGAGACAGGUGUGUUCACUGCACCUGUUCGUGGAGUCUACUACAUUCGCUUCACAGCCAACGCUCCCACCAACUACCCCAUGAGCGCCGUGCUCUACAAAAACAACGCCGCCAUCCAGCUCAUCGCCCACGAGCAGCCGUCCGGUGAGGGCAGCGACACGGCGUCCAACGGCGCCGCCCUGCUGCUGGAGCAGGGCGACACUCUCUCCAUGCAGCUGUGGCACGAGACUCAGAUCUGGGACAACAGCAACCACCACAGCACCUUCAGCGGCUUCCUGCUCUUCCCCAUGUGAGGACGCACAUGGACCGAACCAGAACUGGUGUCUGGUGUCUCCUUCAAUCAUCAUCGUCUGAAAAACUGUUUUCUCUUUGUUGUCGUGUGACGUCUCAGGUGACUGAGCAGACACCUCACGACUCAUAAAUAAAAACGU
Messenger RNA from Seriola dumerili (greater amberjack), 1370 nucleotides. RefSeq lists its product as uncharacterized. The coding region runs from base 81 to 1232 and encodes 383 amino acids. Gene Ontology annotation, molecular function: protein binding. The transcript has 8 exons. The record is from RefSeq and is a predicted model, not a curated record. NCBI's taxonomy places the organism in Eukaryota, Metazoa, Chordata, Actinopteri, Carangiformes, Carangidae.